Cornus florida is the source of this 2361-nucleotide messenger RNA. RefSeq lists its product as uncharacterized. The coding region runs from base 1 to 2361 and encodes 786 amino acids. The transcript has a single exon. Lineage: Eukaryota; Viridiplantae; Streptophyta; Magnoliopsida; Cornales; Cornaceae. The record is from RefSeq and is a predicted model, not a curated record.
AUGGAGAAGAUGGAGAAGGUGCUAGAGCUGAUUAGCUGCACAAACUCCUGCAUGAUGGAGGACCCACCUAACUGCACAAAAAGCUGCUGCAAUGUCAUCAUUCAGUUUGCAAAAGGACUGAUAGUGCCUCUACAGAAAGUGCUAAACUACGAGCAAAGAAUCAAAUCACCCAUACUUUGGAUUGGCAACUAUGUUGCACUAGCAUCUCUAGCAUGCGCCCUUGCAAUGGCUGCUGAUGUCUUCUACGGUUUUCGCCACAGAAAGCCGUGGUUUCCGUGCAAAUUUUUCACUCUCAACGCUGCCUCCUUGACAUUACUAGCUGUAGCAAUGAAGCUGCCGCUGGACCUGAGUAGCGAAAUGCCAGGCGUUGUGGACCAGUUGGCGAAACUUAGUGGCACCGCCUUGAUGGCUACGACAGUAGCUAAUUUUAUGCCAUCUUUAGGAGGUAUGGAUGACCGAGAAAUUUUCAUGAACAUAACAGCCUUGGCUAUUCUCGUGAUCACCAUUUUCGUGAAUGUCUGCAUCCAAUUAGGUACACAAGUAAUAAAUCAGCUGUGUAGGAUAGAACACAUUGUUGUUUUGUCUUCCAUGCUUGUUUUGCUGGUACUAUUGUGUUCUUCAGCUUUGACAGUCUCGACCACUAAAAAGAAUAUAAAAUCAAAGUAUGGUGAUAUGGAAAAAAUGACUUCAACUGAAGGGUUCACAGUUGAGAAAUUGAAAGAGGAUGUGAAAAAAUAUUCGAUGAUGGCAGAAACCGGUAGUCCACAGUUUGUGAUUGCGCGUUCUGUGACAUGCUCUGCUUCAGGGGCAUUUUGUCUUCUGACUCUCAUCACUCUAGCAGAAGUCGAGGUUAGGGCAUUGCUUAAGAUAUAUAUUCUGUUGAAACAUGCUCAUAUAGACUUCAAAAUUGCUAAUACUGUGUACCUAAUUGGAUCGGAUUAUAAGUCUGCGACCUUUAUUAUUGUUGUGUUUCAGUCUGUUGGUGUGAUAGUAGGUACAAUUGGCCCAAUAUUCAGAUGGUUCACCGCUAUAAGAUUAAAAUUCUUAGAGAAAAGAGUCAAGAGCUACAAUACUGAGUUGAAAAUAGAGAGUUACUGGAUCGAAAGGCUAGCACGGUGGAGAGAAAGCCCCUUGGCAUUACGAGUUCGGGGUAAAAGAAGUAGAAAACUUGUUCAUACAGCAAAGAAUCUAGUUUUGGACUAUUGUAUGGGAGUUCAGAUUGGGAUUGUUACUGCUAGCAAAUUGAUUCAGCUCGUCUCUGUUUUCUUAAUUAUAAAAUUGUUGUCAUUUGGACAGAGGCUCAUAUCUAAAUAUAUUGCCCCAAACAAUCACACAAGAUCAGAAUCGGGGCAUGGUACAAUGAUGGAUCUUAGCAAAUAUGUUUUGCAUCUCGAAGGUGAAGAGGAGCUACCUUUACAAAUGAUGAAAUACAAAAGGGACGCUACCAAUCAUUUCAUUCAGAAGGGUAAAAAGCAGCAGCCAAAAUAUUUGAAAGAGCUUCUAGAUAAAUCUACGACUUUCGUAGGGGUGGCAAAAUUUGACAGUGACCGAGUUCCAUCUCUAAAUUCUGAAGAACCUCCCAAUUGUUGGUCUCUUCCCGUGGUUACCCUAACAAGUAUCGCCAUUGCACUUCCAAAAAAUGAUAAUCACAAGGUGAAGUGGUUGCUUCAAAGCGUGAGAGAAGGCCUCUUGUAUGUCAACCUUGUAGAAAAAAUCUUGGAUGCCAAAGGAGACUUGGUCAGCAUAAGUAGUGCAGCAGAUGUAGUGUGGUUGGAAGUUGAUCUUUUUUGUAGGUGGCUAGAUGAAGAUCUCCGAAAAAUUGCUCUUGAAGGGAAAAACUCCAAGGAUGCUCUUGAGAGACUUGCUGACAUAGCUAAAAACCAUGUCAUCGAGUUCGAGGCAAUGAUUAAUGAGGAUCUGAAGGAGAACCCUCUGAAUUGGCCCAUCAAGGCUAUUGCUGCUAAUUCAAUGUACAGAAUUUGCCAAACUGUGAUGCUGGAUUGUGAUGGCAACAAUGACCGAACUGAUGAGAGACUGUUUGAGCAAUUAUGUGUUAUGAUCGCGGAUAUAUUGGGUGCUUGCCUUACCAACUUACCGCUUGCCAUAACUAUGAAAUGCUUUUGCAGCGCCAUGGAAGAGAGGGAGAAGCAUGUCCAACAUGCUGCUCAACUUCUUGGUGAAACGGAAGAGAUUUUGAAUAUCCUUCAACAGCGUGAGCUUCCCGGUCUGAAUCCUGAUAAAAUGGCACAUAUUGAUGAGUGGCGUACACUAAUCAAGCAGAAGAAUUCCUUGGGUUUAACUUCUUCAUCCAGUGAUGGCACAUCUUCUGAUUCUAAUGAGUUGCUGAUAACUGUUGAGUAG